This is a messenger RNA of Octopus sinensis (East Asian common octopus), 510 nucleotides long. Its product is annotated as DNA-directed RNA polymerase II subunit RPB1-like. Lineage: Eukaryota; Metazoa; Mollusca; Cephalopoda; Octopoda; Octopodidae. The transcript has 2 exons. The annotation marks the transcript as partial. The record is from RefSeq and is a predicted model, not a curated record.
UACCGACCUGUCUAUCCAUCCUAUCGACCUGUCUAUCCAUCCUAUCGACCUGUCUAUCCAUCCUAUCGACCUGUCUAUCCAUCCUAUCGACCUGUCUAUCCAUCCUAUCGACCUGUCUAUCCAUCCUAUCGACCUGUCUAUCCAUCCUAUCGACCUGUCUAUCCAUCCUAUCGACCUGUCUAUCCAUCCUAUCGACCUGUCUAUCCAUCCUAUCGACCUGUCUAUCCAUCCUAUCGACCUUUCUAUCCAUCCUAUCGACUUGUUUAUCUAUCCUAUCGACUUGUCUAUCUAUCCUAUCGACCUGUCUAUCCAUCCUAUCGACUUGUUUAUCUAUCCUAUCGACUUGUCUAUCUAUCCUAUCGACCUGUCUAUCCAUCCUAUCGACCUGUCUAUCCAUCCUAUCGACUUGUUUAUCUAUCCUAUCGACUUGUCUAUCUAUCCUAUCGACCUGUCUAUCCAUCCUAUCGACCUGUCUAUCCAUCCUAUCGACCUGUCUAUCCAUCCUAUUGA